AACACAAAACGAAAAGGUGCUUCGAAAGCUUCCAGUCGAUGCUCCAACUUUAGUAUGGCGACGCGUUUCGUGGACGUCGCAAUGACGCACCGUAUCCGACAUUAAGCCAGUGCAUCUAUAUUGGAUUAUCAUACUAAAACCGAUGGACUAAUAUACAUCAAAAAGACAAUUUUUAUCAUUACCGAUUAUCUAUAAAGUGCCGAAAGUACCGUGCGAAAUCUAAAAAAAAACAUCUUCAAGAAGCGCGCGAAAUUUUUAAAUUUGCCGCUCUCGCAGUUCAAAAGUGUAUUAUUAUUAUUACAGUCGACCAAGUUGUUUGUGUGGCGCUCUCGUACGGCCCGGUAGUUUUUUUCCUCUUAAUUUAUUUUAUUAACUUACUGGACUAUUAUAUUUGGGACUAAAUGAAUCUUAUUGGGACUAUAAUAAGUGUUUGAGGGCGCAAAAUUAUCUUUAUCUUUAUGUGGCCUCUCAAAUGCUGGGAUACACUUCCUAUAGGGAUUGGUCGCCGGGUGGCAUUGGCACCCAGCAGCAGUUGUCCGUCGUGACCACCGUGUGGGGAGUCACCACGUCCACGCAGUCGGGCCCCCACGGGGCGUACGCGGGGGCAGGGGGCCCGAUAUCUCAAGGUACUUUUCCAAAGGGACAGCCCAACUCUUAUGGCAACCAGGGAAACUUCAGGAGUCAUGGGCUCAACAGUUACGGCACAGGUCCGAAUGGUAUGAACCAACAAGACCCGUCGGGCGGCGCAUUCGGCAACCAAGGGAACGCUCUUUCGACGGCCGCAAUGGUUGCGGCAGCUACAGCUACGGCUACCGCAACCGCGAGCGUGGUAGCGUUACAAGAUAACGCAGCAGCUCAGUUUGCCAAUCAGCAGUACAAUCAGGGCUACCAGCAACGGAUGAUGCCCAUGAACGGGAUGAACCCAAUGGGUAUGAACGGCAUGAAUAAUAUGAAUCAGAUGGGAGCGAUGCACCAGAUGAACGGAAUGGGCAAUAUGAGUGGAAUGGGAAAAAUGGGUAUACCCAUGCAAGGACCCGGAGGAGCUACAUCAACCUCGAUGUACCCUAACAGAAGGAUGGCACCGUAUCCCUCGCCUGCCAUGCACAUGUCUCAGAAAAGAUCAGGACAGAGCUACCCCAGCGGGCCUUGUCCUACGAUGGGUACACCAGGUAUGGGUCCAGGUAACAUGGGAGCACCCAACAUGGGAUCGAUGGGACCGGGCAUGAAUCCCAACAUGGGUCCGAACCCUAUGAACCCCAACUUUAACCCUAAUAGUCAAUAUGGCAGCUAUGGAACGCGGCAGCCUAACUUUAAUCAGUAUCCUACCCAACAGUCCCUUGGACCUACGAAUAGUUUCGGCCCAGGACCGGGAACCAUGGGACAGGUAUCAAAUCCCCGGCAAUUGAGAGGGACCACGCCACCCUACAGUAACCAAGGACAGUAUUUUAAUGGUUCGAUGAACCAGUUUCCCGCCAAUAAUUCCGGUCAGUUUAGUAUGAGCCAGACGGGACAUAAUGGACAGUACAAUUCUUCAAGCCAAUUCCAGCAAGAGGUGGCAAUGAGAAAUAACAUAAGCUACCAGCAUAGUCCUAUACCAGGCAAUCCGACGCCACCUCUUACGCCUGCCAGCAGUAUUCCGCCAUAUAUAAGUCCUAAUCCAGAUGUAAAGCCUAAUUUUAACGAACUUAAACCGCCUAUACAAAAAGACGAGGAAUUGCGCCUAACAUUUCCAGUACGAGACGGUAUAAUUCUACCGCCCUUUAGGCUGGAACACAACUUGGCCGUCAGUAACCACGUGUUCCAACUGAAACCGACAGUACACCAAACGUUAAUGUGGCGAUCGGAUUUGGAACUGCAGCUCAAGUGUUUCCAUCACGAAGACCGUCAAAUGAAUACGAAUUGGCCUACCAGUGUCCAGGUGUCCGUCAAUGCCACCCCCUUGAUGAUCGACCGGGGCGAAAAUAAAACAUCUCAUAAACCAUUAUAUCUCAAGGAUGUAUGUCAACCCGGAAGGAAUACCAUUCAAAUUACCGUGGCUGCUUGUUGUUGUUCGCAUUUGUUUGUUUUGCAACUGGUACACCGGCCGAGCGUACGAUCCGUACUUCAAGGCUUAUUGAGGAAACGACUGCUUACCGCCGACCAUUGUAUUACCAAAAUCAAAAGGAAUUUCAGCAGCACCAACUCUGGCACCGACAGGGACGCUGUGGAACAGACUUCGCUUAAGGUUUCCUUAAAAUGUCCUAUAACGUAUAAGCGGAUAACGUUACCUGCGAGAGGGCACGAGUGUAAACACAUACAGUGCUUCGAUCUUGAAUGUUACCUGCAGCUUAACUGCGAACGGGGUUCUUGGAGAUGUCCUGUGUGCAAUAAGCCAGCUCAGCUUGAAGGGUUAGAAGUUGAUCAGUACAUGUGGGGCAUCUUGACUAAUUUAUCUACAAGUGACGUUGAGGAAGUGACCAUCGAUAGCCAAGCUAAUUGGAAAGCUGCUAGAAACGGCAUUAAGUUGGAAGAUGAAGGUUCCGAUUCCUGCGCUUCUAAACGCUUAAAUAAAGCAAUGUCUCCUGGAAGUAUGACCCUACCUACCAUGAACAACUGGGAUAUGCAAGCAAUGUCGCCGUACCUUCCUCCGGACAUGAAUAGUAUUGCCAGUGGUUCAAUGAUCAACGGCAGCCAGUCGUACAAUUCAGGAAAUCGAGGAAACAACAUGGAUUCCAGCAACAUGGGCUACAGUAGUUCUAAUGAUUAUUUGGGAGGAAACGGUCCUUUAAGUCAUUUGAGUGAUAGCGUUAACUCUCUAGAUCCCCUCAACGCCAUGGAGAAAAGCCUAAAUGAGCAGAUGCCUCAUACACCACACACUCCUCACACCCCGCAUACGCCUCACACGCCGGGUGGUGCGACCCCGAGCGCACACACGCCCGGAGGUGGUACCGGUCCACCGAGCGUACCACCUGCGAGCAACGACAACCAUAACACCAGCGGAAACAGUACCAAUAACGGAAAUACCUGUACCGGAUCGAACGAGAGCCUAUCCGAAAUACCGAGCGAUUUGAAUUUCGAUCCGGCAGCCGUUAUCGAUGGAGAAAGUGCGGGACAGGAGACAUUAAAUCUCUUACCAGACAGUGUGGACCCGAUGGAAUUGCUCUCCUAUUUAGAUCCUCCGGACCUAAACACGCCGCCAUCUAGCGGCAGCAGUUCGGGCCAUCACAAUACGUCCGCCAACGACGACAUUUUGGCCCUCUUCGAGUAAAAUAGUUCCUGCUGCACGUAAAGAAGUUAUGUAAAAUGUGAUAAAAUACUUACCAUUUUGUGAAACAGUGAAAUAAGUUGUGAAGUACUUAAGAGAGAUGUGUUCAAACCUACGGUUACGUAGCCAGUGAUGCAAAUUACAUUGAUAAAGAGUAAAAUCAGGGUGUUGUGAAAUUAGAAUGUGGAGCAGUCGAAUGUGAAAAGAUGCUCACUCUAAUUGGAAACGACCUGAAAGUCGUAGCGUCUUCGGUUUGUUUCUUAUCAAUGAUUACUCGAAUAAUCAAUUUUUCUUUGUAAAAUUAAUGCAAAAGGUACUUUUGGCAACACAAUUCAAAUACAUCUAAGACGCUACUAGUUCAACGAAAAGUCUCGUCUUAUCAAAUGGUUUUCAAAAUAAACUAAGAAAAUUAAAUUGCCACUGCAUGACCUCGAUUAUGAAAAAAAAUAAUCAAAAAAGUUACCAACGUUUAUAUUUGAAUUAAUUAAAAAGAGAAGUUUUGUUAAAUCUAACUGAAAGUCCUGUAUAGUAUAUUAUGCAGAGGCAAAUAAUUUUUUUCCUUAAUACAUUUUUCAUGGUAUAUGAGAGCUAGAAUCACUGAGAAACAGAUAAAGUUGUCUCCUAAAAACUGUAAUUAUAUUUGUACUUUCUCAGGAAACACUCUCUAAUAAGACACAAUGAAUGUUUAAAUCAAAUUCUUUUAAAUCCGUAAUAAAGUGUUGUUGUAAAUAUAAACUGUAAAUAAGAAGAAAUUUAUUGAAAAAUUUUAUUAAUAAGAAUUUUAAGAUAAAACUUUUGGCAGAACAAUGUUUUGCUUUGGCUGACGAUUUUCCUAAUUAGUUUUUAAGAAUCAAAAGAGAAGUUCUACUGUAGUAUUAAAAAAAUUUACCUUUAGUUCGUUUUGAACAUGGCCUGUAUAUACCAUAUUGGUAAUUUUUUAUAUUCCUAUAAUUUUUACUAUAAAGCCAAGAAGCAGCUAAAGCAAAAAAACUGUAAAAGCGGCCAGUCUAGUAGAAAAAGUAUAGUAUUAACUAUGAUGUAAAAAAAGAAUAUAGCGAAAAAGCGACAGUGUUUUUUUGCCUAUAUAUAAUAAAAAAGUGUUUAAAGUAGCAAAAAGUUAACGAACCAAAAUUUAUAUAGGUACUAUUGCCACCUUAGGGCACUUUUACAUAUAAAUUGAUGUUGCAUUGUAAUUGUAAAGCUUCAAGUGUAUAACCUAAGAAAAUUUCGUGAACCUUCUUACACCGAUCGAAUAGACCAGAGAUAUAAGCAGUAACGUUUCAGCUAUGUGUUACAUUUGGAAUAAAACAGCUGUCUUUAAUAGCAAUCUGAUGUAUUCUUUUCAUAAAGGUGGAACUCUAUAAACUGUGAUAUUUAAUACUUAAUCGUAAGUUCACUUUUACCCAAUAUUAUCAAAAAAAUUAAAAACAGUAAAUAGGUAAUUAAUUUUUUUGUGUAAACUUACACAAGUAAUAUAAUUAACCCACUAUACUUAUAAUAAAUGUUUGAGGCCUCGUUAUACUGUAAUUAUUAUAAAGAAUUAAUUUCCUUGUGAUAAAAUAUAUUUUGGUAAAAAUAAGCAAUCGAUUGUUUUAUUUUUAAGUUUCCUUUUAAAUGUCGGUGUUAGUAUAAUAUAAUGCACUGUAAUAACUAAGCAAUUAGUAAUAAAAUGCGCUAACGUUUAAAAGAUUGCGCUCGCGAGUUCGCGAGGUAUAGUUCCUAAAAAAAUGUACUAAGGUUCACAAAAUUUUCAAUUGAAAAACUGCUAAUCAAAAAACAUAAUUAUUUCACAAAUUGCUGAUUAGAUUGCAAAAAUGUACCAGAUAUUCAAUAAAACAUAAUAAUAACGCAAUUUGUCAAAUAGUAAUGUUUAUUUUAUAAUGUAGAAAAAGUACGGAGUUUCUAAAGUAAUUGUAAGUAAACAUGAAUGAAACAAAAAGAAUGAAACACCAUUAAACGAGUCAACAUUACCAAAAGCUGCUUCCAAAACGGUGUAAUUUAUAAUAAUGUUGUAAAUAACGUUUUUUUUAUUUUUGAAAAUUUCGUUAAUGCUCUUUGCCAAUAAUUAAACCGCAGCCUUUUUUAUAAUUCAGUUGACAGCACUGCAAAAACAUUUUUAGUAGAGAAUUAUUAAAAAAAAGAGGACCAAUAACGAAGUUAAUUUAAAAUGCGUUUUUUUGUUUUUCUUCUUAAUUUGAGACCAAAGUUUACAUAUCAUUUAUUUAGUUUGGACCAAUUUUUGAAACGUGCUAAGGCUUGUUCAUUCAUUUUCUUUUUUAAAUUCUUACAACUGUAGUCAAUAAAUGGAAAAUUAUUGGCAACUUAUUUAUUUCCUUUUUUGGUUGAAAAAAAAAGUGUAGAAAAUAUUGUAUAAUUUUUAUGUUAAAGAUACUGUAAAUAUAAAACAAUUAUUGUACAUUUAUUUAAGAUAAAAAUUACAUAAAAAAUUUUUUUCGAGAUUGCGUAUAUUGUAAUUUCAUCCAUACAUUUUGGAGCAUUUUUCUGUUAUCCCGGCCAGGUUUUUUGUUAAAAUUCAGAUUUUAUCGUAUUAAAUGGGUCUGGAAAUUGGAUUUUUGGACCAGCAGUCAUAAGACGAGCUGCAGACGAGUCUUAAGGCGCUUAGUCUAAAAAAACGCUUUUCAGAUUUUAGCAAAUUAAGCGAGAAGUAUUUUUUUGUUAAUAUUCAGAGUCAUCUUAGUUCUUUGUUUUAACAAAAUACCUAGUCGAGACGUUAAGAUAAAAGAAAUUUUAAGUGAUGUUCAGUACAAAUUAAGAUUAUUUUUAACGAAAAUUUAGUACCGAAUAAUGAGGUAUACACCUUUGAAAGAUUUUUUUGUUAUUCAGUGUUUUUGUGCAAUCAAUAAAACAUCGUAGACUGAGCGAUAGUUCAAAAA
Messenger RNA from Anthonomus grandis grandis, 6138 nucleotides. It is a transcript of the gene tna, whose product is annotated as zinc finger MIZ domain-containing protein 1. Gene Ontology annotation, molecular function: SUMO ligase activity; zinc ion binding. Lineage: Eukaryota; Metazoa; Arthropoda; Insecta; Coleoptera; Curculionidae. Bases 473 to 3247 code for a protein of 924 amino acids. The record is from RefSeq and is a predicted model, not a curated record. Gene Ontology annotation, biological process: regulation of transcription by RNA polymerase II; protein sumoylation. The transcript has 14 exons.